AUGAGCUCUAGUCCUGAAACCUUCUCUUUAGAUCCUUCCUCUUCUUCUUCGUCCAACAACCCUAGACCUCCUCUUCCAAUUAGUGAAUACGAGGUUUUCUUGAGCUUUAGAGGCCCCGAUGUUCGUCAAACAUUUGCUGAUCAUCUGUAUAGCUGCUUUGCUCGUUCCAAAAUCCGUACAUUCAGAGAUGAAGAAGAGCUCCGAAAAGGAGAGGUCAUUGCUCCUUCUCUUGUGAGAGCUAUCAAGGAGUCCAAAAUCCACAUUCCGAUUUUCACCGAAAACUAUGCUGCCAGCAAAUGGUGUCUCCAAGAGUUAGCUCAGAUGGUGAGGUGUUGGAAGGAAAGGAAGGGACACAUCAUCCUCCCUAUUUUCUAUUUUGUGGAUCCUAGAGAUGUGAGGCAUCAAAUAGGUCCUUACUGGGAAGCAUUUGAACAACACAGCCUCAAACAUGAUCUAGAAACCACAAGAGAAUGGAGGGAAUCUCUACAGGAAGUUGGGAAAAUGAAAGGAUGGCACAUCACCAAGUCAAGCGGAGAGGGAGCUAUGAUAGACCAAAUAUUUACUGAAGUUGAGCUACGUCUAAGGACUAGUCACACCUUAUUAGUUACAGAUCAGUUGGUGGGAGUCAAUUUCCACGUCCAAGAGGUGAUGAGACUACUCACUCAAGAAUUUGCAGAUGAGAGAAUGGUUGGCAUUUACGGUAUGGGUGGUCUCGGUAAAACAACCAUAGCGAAGGCUGUCUAUAACAAAGUUAAUAUGCAUUUCGAUCGUUGCUGUUUCAUUGAAAAUAUACGACAAAUACUGUCAGAAAAUGGUGGGGUAGAGAUUUUACAGAACAAGAUAAUCUCGAGCAUUCUAAAGAAUGAUCGUGAGAUCAAAGAUACUGGUGAUCGAAUUCAUCAAAUAAAAAAUCGAGUUUGCAAGCACAAAAUUCUUAUCGUUCUUGACGAUGUAGAUGGAAUGUUCCAGUUUGAAGAGAUUUUGGGGAACAUAGGUAACUUCUCAUCAGAAAGCAGAUUUAUUGUCACUACAAGAGAUAGAAGAGUUCUAGAAUUCCUCCAGGUUUAUAAGUCUUAUGAACUCAAAGAGAUGAGUCGCGAUCAUUCACUUCAACUCUUCAGUAAACAUGCCUUCCGGAUGGACUAUCCUCCCGAAGAUUAUGUUAAUCUAUCCGAUGAAUUCGUGCAAGUUGCAGCAGGUUUGCCUUUGGCUUUAAAGGUUAUAGGGUCACUUUUGUUUCAAACUAACCUGAUCUUUUGGGAGCAAAAACUGGCGGAGCUAAAAGAAAUACCUGCAGCGAAGGUGCAAGAAAGAUUGAAGAUAAGUUUUAAUGAAUUGACUUACAAUGAAAAGCAAAUCUUCCUUGAUAUUGCUUGUUUUUUUGUUGGGGUGAAUAAGGAGUCGCCAAUUUUUAUGUGGAGUGACUGUGACUUUUAUCCCGGAAGUGCCAUAAGGACUCUUGUGUUAAGGUCGUUGAUAAGAAUUAAUGAGAAGGAUGAGUUCUGGAUGCAUGAUCACAUUAGAGAUCUCGGCAGAGCCAUUGUCCGGGAAGAAAAUUUUCGAAAUCCAGGCAAACGUAGCAGGGUAUGGUCUAACAAAGAUGCCUUGAACAUGCUAGAAAGUGGAGAGGGAACUGACUGUGUUGAAGUUCUUAGAGUUGACAUGGAAGAUGCAGAUUAUGAUGAGCUCACAGAGAUGGACUUGGAGCAGCUGACAGGAUUGAGGUAUCUUGAAGUGCGAUGUGGCAGUCUAACCGGAGAUUUUACAGAGGUUCUUCCAAACAUACGCUGGCUUAGAUUGCAUGAUUGUGACUCAAUUCCCACUGAUAUGGACUUAGAGAAACUAAUAGUUCUUGAUAUGAAGGAUUGUCCUGUCAAAGAUAGCUGGAGAUCAUGGAAUAGCAUCAAGGUACAAUUAAUUUUGCUACACAUACAGGUGGCACAUAAUUAUAAGUUGAAAGUGGCGAAUCUAGUGGACUGCGACAAGUUAGAAAAGCCUCCCAGCAGCUUGUCCCGCUGUGAAAGCCUGGAGUUGUUAGAUUACAGUGGAUGCAUGUCGAUGCAGGGAGAGCUGGAGCUGGAAAGGUUGAAGAAUCUGAGGGUGUUGAGGCUGUGUCGCACUGAAAUAACAAAGCUAAAAGUGGGGGGCGACAUUGGGAUGCUUCCACAUCUCAAGGAAAUAGACUUUCGGUUUACGAGGUUGACAGAGGUGCCACCUGGGAUUAGCAAGUUACACUCCCUCGAGAUCUUGGACGUGACAGCAUGUCGGCGUAGUGAUAUUGAAUCGCCAGUGUGCCUGAUGGAAAUGCUGCCUCCGAAUCUGAAGCGCCUCGCCAUCGUGUCCUUCACUCUCUCGACCCAGCUCCCACCAUUGUUGACCCAUCUGGAAGUUGGUCACUCCAUGCAACUCGAGAGGCUGUCGAACAAUCUCGCAAGCCUGAGUAAGAACCUGACGGAGCUACGUCUGUACGUGGUCGGGAUAUUUGAGAUUCAUGGCCUUGGAGAGCUGACGGCGUUGGAGACUCUGGACAUAGAUGACGCCCCAAAUCUGCGUACUCUGGACGGCCUUCAACGUUUGGUGCUUCUGAAAGAGCUGAGCGUGAGGGAAUGCCAUUCGCUGGGAAAGCUACCAAGUGUCGCAAACUUGAACAAGCUGCACACGUUAGAGAUCUCUGGCUGCAAGCUUCUCUCCGAGAUCCACGGGUUGGGGGAACUCGCAUCAGGAACGUUAUCAAGCUUGGAAAUCAAUGAUUGUCCAAGGUUGGAAAAUAUAGGCGGUGAUAUGGUGAUGAGACUGGAGAGUCUGAUCCUGGCGGAGCUUCAGUUGACAAAAUUGCUACCACAAUCGCUGGACAGCUGCUGCACCAAACUUAGGAGCCUGACCAUUGAAGAAAGCGUGGAUGAUGACCAAGACGACGAUGUCGAAAUAAUAAUGCCACUACAGCGACUUCCGGACCUCUCCGGGCUAGUGAAUUUGAUGGAACUUCGGAUCAGUGGGUGCCAGGAGGUUGUUGAGGUCAGAGGGCUUGAUGGGUUGGAGUCGUUACACACGUUGGAGAUUGUCGUGUGCAAGUCGAUUAGGAAGUUACCGGAUUUGUCCGGCCUGAGGGAACUGGAAUGGUUAUGUCUCGAUGGAUGCACGCAGUUGACGGAGGUUCCGGGGCUAGGGAGGUUGGAGUCACUGGAAUAUCUGUCCAUGGCGGGCUGCAGCUCCAUCAAGAGGUUGCCGGAUCUAUCGGGCCUCAACAACUUGACGACGCUGAAUGUUAGGAAAUGCCCGAAACUGAAAGAGCUGAAGGGGCUGGAGAGACUGGAGAUGCUACAAGUCGUGGAAACAGACAAAAGGUUGAAGGUCAGGCAUCUAUUGAGAUCAGUUGCCAGAUACGGGAAGCGAAUUACUCGAUCGGUUCGUGGGGUUCUUAAUUAG
Molecule: messenger RNA, 3426 nt
Organism: Linum tenue
Lineage: Eukaryota; Viridiplantae; Streptophyta; Magnoliopsida; Malpighiales; Linaceae
Source: the annotation of a GenBank genome assembly